Messenger RNA from Nematocida homosporus, 2151 nucleotides. RefSeq lists its product as uncharacterized. Lineage: Eukaryota; Fungi; Microsporidia. The record is from RefSeq and is a predicted model, not a curated record. Bases 1 to 2151 code for a protein of 716 amino acids. The transcript has a single exon.
AUGUUAUUAAUUUGCUUAUCUCUAAUUUUAUUUACAAAAACUAUGACGCUAUCUCUAUAUAUGAAGAACCUAUCAUCUCUAUACGCUCAGAAUACCCCAAUACUAACUCAAUCAAUACUAACUCAAUCAAUACUAACUCAAUACUCUAAACCAAUACUAACCCAAUCAAUACCAACUCAAUACAAUGCCAAUCUUAUACGGCGCACUACUUUGGGUCUAGCAAUCUUACUCGUAUUGUUGAAUUGGACUGUGGUGGUUAAUGCUUCAAACCAGAUAGCCAAAGAGAAAAUUGAAGUUCUAAACUCCAUCGGGUUUAGUUGGCAAUGUCCUCAUGACGAGUCAAAGCUAAACAUUACGUUUUGCUCCCCUCAAUACCCAUUCGAACCUGUUUCUGAUGCGAAUUUAGCCCAACGUAUUGCAGCACAAGAAACCCCACUCAAAUAUACCGUAGAGUUGUUAAAUGACGAAAUUAAGUUUACACUGCCGCCUGAGCUAGAUUCUAUAAGGGCUAAGGCGGUUUUGGAAGAGCUACAAAAUAUCAUUGAAUUUAAGGCAGAGGUAGUUUGGAUAAUGUAUAUCGAAAAUAAUCAAGCUGAUCAUAUACUGAACAUGCAAAUUCUAUCUCGGGCCGUCAACUUGUUUGAGUGUCAGCAGCUACACCUUGAAUUGAAUCCGAACUUGGAAAUGGACCAUCUAGAUACUAACCCAAUACUAACCCACCCUAUGGUCUGCCGAGAAGAGGCUCAAAAUACGUAUAGCCAGAUCAAUUAUAUGCUGCCGUGUACACUAUUCAGUUGCUAUAGAUUGAGCGAGGUGUUUGAGAAAUUCUUAGCUUGUAAGGUUCUUUUGUUACGGCCAAUUUCAGGUCUUAAAUUAGUCGGUGAUUGGGGCCAGGACAUCUCUUUUGUUAACCGCCUGUCUCUUAAACAAGACUAUACUCUUCGAUUUGACCCGUGGGGCUGCAAGAACGAUGCCAAACUUGAUUUCGGGCUUCUUCAACAAUCUCCUGUUAGAUGUGGCAUGGUUCUAACCCAAUGUUCAGAUAAGCUAUAUGAUCAAAUUAUCGGACUUGAAAAUACAGCUGAUAAACAUCCCGAAUUAACUCUAGCCGUCAAAUGGGAUACUAUUAUGACUAGCUAUCCAUUUGAUAGACUCCAUCCCCAAACAACAAUCAACGUUCAUACUCUUUUGCUCCUUGAUGCUGGCAACGAGGCUAUCAAACAAAUGAAUUAUAUAUCCAAACUCGAGCACACUGCCCCGUCUUGGAUCAAAGCCAAAAAGCUUAUUUGUGAAUUCAACGAUGGCGUGCCAUGUAACUUCUUAUCAUACUACCAAGCUCUUUUUACCCCCACCGCCUUGGCCAAGUUAAGCAUCACAGUUGAUGAAGUCGAACUGGUUUAUUCAAAGAUCGGCCGAACCAAUUUACAGGACACCUUGAAUGCACUUUUCCCUGGCACGAAGUUCCCAGAAAUGGAGAAACCCAACCCAAUUAUGUGCUGUGGCGAUGCACUCAGUGGCACGAUUGAGCUUAUGGAACCAGUUAACUUUUCAUCUGAUUUUGAGUGCUACGACUACUACAAGGAUUAUUUCUGCCAGCAUUUGCGCUACACCACUAUCAACCUCGAUGGAAACAAAACUAUAUCACUGAAAAAUGCCUACCAAUGCACUCAGUUGUUAAUGCUAUUCCGAAACAUCAAUGCCACUGAGCUUCAAAUCUCAAAUACAUUUGGCAGUGUUAAUUGCCCUUUCGACCUGCAAGCACUGCAUAUGGCCAAGUCCCCUGGCCUCAAAUACCAACUCAAUAUCAGCAAAUUGGUGCUUGAUAAUACGCCCGAGUGUCUUUUUAACUGGAUACUAGACAAUUAUGAGUUUGUUUGUCCGAUAGAGAUCUAUAUCCGCAACCACCAGCUCAACAACCUUGCUGUUGUCAAAAUACUUGCUCAUGAGGAGGCUCGUAAUAUCACCAAACUCGUGAUUGUUGGCCUUCUGGGCUUAAGUGAGGCCGAGCCGGCUAGCCAGGGAAAUAAGACUGACGAAUUCUCACUGCCUAACUAUAUAAAGGCCUAUGAAGGAAAGAAAACAACUCAAGAACUUGGCCUGCACAAACUGUUCAUGGUCCCAGGAUGCAUCAACAUUGGGCAACACAUUUAA